This is a messenger RNA of Orbicella faveolata, 3158 nucleotides long. Its product is annotated as ras-related protein Rap-2a-like. Gene Ontology annotation, molecular function: GTP binding; GTPase activity. The record is from RefSeq and is a predicted model, not a curated record. Lineage: Eukaryota; Metazoa; Cnidaria; Anthozoa; Scleractinia; Merulinidae. Gene Ontology annotation, biological process: signal transduction. Gene Ontology annotation, cellular component: membrane.
UUAUGACCAAAAUGGCCAAAAUCAGCUAAAAUCGAUACCCUAUUUAUGACCAGAACGGCUGAAAAUCCAUACCCUUUGGAGCCGCACAUACUUAUAUAUCCCAUAUAAAGGAGUACCGCCCCCAGGGAUUUAUAAAGGUCUGAGUAUUCCAAUGGCAAAUCGUACAAUACAACUUGACACCUAAAAGAAAUACAUAAUAUAUUACCCGGGGACGUGAUGAAUUCAUAAUUUUUCCGCUCCGUAAAAGAAAUAGCAUUGCGAAAGUUACCCCUGAGUACUGUAAUGCCAAAGUCUAAGCUGCAUAACAUUUGACGAAGUUUUGUCAAAUAACGUUUCCUCAGUGAAACUGUCUCGUUUCAAACUGAAGUCUCGUUAGCCUGACAAAGUAUUAGGAUUGAAACGAACUUUAGUAGAGUCCGAUAGAGUCUUGAUUCGAACGGAGUGUUUUCAUCUUGUACCAAACAAGCGCGUUAAAUCAUGGCCUCAACUUCAGCCAUUCCGCCGUUCGACUUUUGCAUUUCUGUCCUGGGAAGCGGAGGCGUUGGUAAAACAUCUCUGCUGAGGUCGUUUCUCGAGCAAGACUUCAACGAAAAACACGUUCCAACUCUUGAUGACUACUACGUUCAUAGAAUGGCAGUAGAUGGUACACACUUCACAGUUUGUUUUGUGGAUACCGCCGGUUCAUACUCCUUUCCAGUCAUGAGGAAACUAGCGCUGGAUUCAAGCCAGGGAUUUAUCGUUGUCUAUGCUUUGGACAACGUGGCUUCGUUCGAGGAAGCAGUGCACACAAUGGAGGAAAUUUCUGCGCUUCGAGAGAACAGCGAGGAUCUAGUGCCCGUCAUUCUAGUUGGAAACAAGCUGGAUAUAGAUGUCAACGAACGAGAGGUUACAGCGUGGCAAGGACAUGGUGCGCUGUCGGUUCUGUUGCGUUUGGAAGGAGAGUACAUCGAGACGUCGGCUAAAACUGAUUUCAGAGUGGAAAAAGUCUUCAUGGAGAUGAUCAGGACCUUAAUAUACAAUGCCAGAGAAGUGAACAAAAAAAGGCUGAUGAAGAGUAGAAGAAAGGGACUCCGUGGAAAGGAGAGAAAAUUUAAGCAACGAGGAGGAAGAUCGUGUAGUUUAAUGUAAGAAAUGGUUCUUUUCGCCCCCUCUUGGAGAGGACGUUUUGUUUACGGAGAUAUAACAGAGAUAUUUAUUUUGGUUAAAGUUAUAUUACUUUCAUAAUUUAAUAUAUACACAUACUUAGGAUAUUAUUCUCGUGUUUAUAAUUUAUUAUAUGUUGUAAAUAUUAUUCCAGGGUCAAUUUCAUUAAGAUAUUCCUUCUUUUAUCAUUCGUAGAAUUCCAUUUCAAACUGUCUUGCGCAAAGCACACCUAUGAAUAUAUAUUGUCGUCUCAGAUUCAAGUACAGUGAUUAUUUUAGCAAGUAAAAUUUAUGUAAAAAGAGCAGUAUUUUAAUAAAAUGCGUUAUUAUUCUGAAAAUGAGAUUCUCCGAGUGUUCUUACGUAACUUUUAUAUACUGCUAAUACACAAUUGUUGUCAUGUGUUUGAUGCGACGUCGGGGCGCAACACCAAUAAGUUAAUUGGGUUAGCCCAUAUCACAACACCUUACACAGGCGAGAAUAUUUUGCGUAAUAUUGUUGAAACUGCUGGCAAGUUCCCACGUUUGCAACAACAAAUACACUGAAUACUUAUGACAACCCUUCCCCCUCCCUCGGGACUUUUCGGUACAACGUGACCGAUUCUACCCAUUGUCUGUUUUUUUUAGUAAGGGGUGGCGAAUAGUAACUGCGAGACUUUGCGGCUAGACUAGCGUUCAUCUUUGCGAACCCGAGAAAUUUUGACUUAUUCAAUCGCGAAACCCAGACUUCAAAGUCUUGUACGUGAGCUCAAGAUGUUCGGGUUUCAGGACAUUCAGAUGUGACAGUCAUUCAAAUCGGUACCUCGGGAUUCUUGGCCCUUCAAAAAAUCGAGACUGCGUGACAGCUUUGUGAGAACGAUAAAAAACGAGACAGUGAGACCGAUAAAAAACGAGACAGUGAGACCCGAAAUGAAAUUCGACGAAAAUUUUGAGAGACCCAUAAAAAAAUCAGUUGUAAAACCCAUGGGUUAAGAAGGACAAUUUGCCACCCCCUUAGUACUGUCUUUUGACGCACUGGGAGCGAGGUUGAUGUUAAGUUUUCAAGAAGAUUCUCGAAUAUGACCUUACCACUUCAAAAUUGCUUCCAAAACUUCGGAGCAAUAAGUAUUGCCGACUGUUGGUGUUCAGAAUAUUUUUCAAAACAUUUGACAACAGAGUUGCGCGUGAUGGUGCAGUAUACCCCAAGUAAAUUGUAGCUCCCGAAUAUUUGUUUGUAGCCAACCGAUUCCUUUUUAAAAUACUGAAAUAAACUUUUUGGAUUCAUUUGUGUUUUCUUGAAAAUUUAGACUGUUUGCAGUCUGUGGUUCUUUAGAAAAUCAGGAAGUGGUUUUAAGACGGGAUGGGAUUGGGACGAGACCAAGCGCCCCAACCUUUCCUCGCGUACGUUCGCGGGGAUCGGGGAUAAACGCCCACCGACCGGACCGCAUAUCCGACUGCAAGAGGAAAGACAAACCAGUUGAGUGGUCUGUGAACAUUAAGCAGUAAUUAGCAGGAGGAGAAGAUUUUCCUCUCAUAAUCGGUAAGUGUAUUAGUACCCACAAAAUAUGUCACAAUUACAACAACAACAACAAAAACUUUUAUUUCACGCCAGAGGUUAGAGAUUUCAAUGAUAUAGAGUGAAAACAACAAUUGUGGAGGUGCAGGCUACCCGAAAUUAUAACCUAAGAGUUGAAAAUGCCAGGCAGCCGGUUAAAAAAAAUAUACAUUUUAUGUUUAGGUCAGAGGUACAAAACGAAACGCACUAAACGCAAGCUACAGUCCUGCAUGUUUUCGCGUUUCUGGAAACAUUUUUAGGUUGUAAAUCUGCUCGCCUCAUGGCCAAUCAGGAUGGUGCUGGUCAUCCAAAAUCAGUAACAUGAAACGACGAGAAGUAUUCGGUCUACUCCCCAUGGAUAGAAUGCUACUUAGUUUAUCGUGGAGUCUAUGCCCAGAGCAUUUCAUUCACUGGUGUUAAUUUGUAUGGGUUAUUGACCAAGUGUGAGGUCAAGAUGGCUGGAUAUUGGCCAAGUUCUUUUUUUG